This is a messenger RNA of Physella acuta, 2452 nucleotides long. RefSeq lists its product as uncharacterized. NCBI's taxonomy places the organism in Eukaryota, Metazoa, Mollusca, Gastropoda, Physidae. The record is from RefSeq and is a predicted model, not a curated record.
UCAGAUAAAAGGAACUGGAAAUUUGAUUAUUAUGGAAGCCCAUUCGAUGCAUCAAACGGGAGUACAAUGAAAAUACAAAUGACAUUGAAUGAAGCUAUAUGUUCAGAUGCUGGUUUGUAUUUCUGUACCGUGAACUACAUCAAUCAAGAACAUGAUUUGGUUUUUAAAUCCCGGAAUCAAAGCGUCACCAGUUCAUCGCGAUUAGUUCCCGUCUCUUUGACUCUAUUUCCCCAACAUGACGUAGGACUGGGUCAAUUUGUGUCGUCCAAUCCUGCUGGAUCUAAUGUUACAUUGACAUGUAAUGUUACAGGUCCUGAAGAUCUAUUCUUUAAAUGGAAGUACGGCAAAUCUAGUGCAAGUCUUAGCAAUUUUUUGAUAUAUCCUGUACAAAACGAUAUAUCAGUUGCUAAACCUGUGCGGGUUAGUUCUGGGACAACCUGUAUCCAGUACCUUCAUUCGUCAACACUGAAGUUUCAAACAGAAGACAUGUAUGAUGGCUACAUGUAUGUGUGUAUGGUGACAGCGAACAAUGAUGAAACAAUGGUUGGGAACAUGACGAUAAAGAUUGAACAAGAAGCAUCCAAGCUAGAUUCUGCAACAGACGACUACAACUUUCUUUACUACGUCGUCCCUGUCGCUGUUGUGGUUGUUGUAGGAGUUGUUGGGGUAGCCGUUUGCUUUGUUAAAGUGUAUCGAAAGGGAAAAAUAAGGAAAGUUACGUUUGCUCCACCAAACAAUGAAUCAUCUCGAUCAGUUGACAGUGAUGGAUAUCUGGUACCUUUCUAUGAAGAUGAAGGGUAUGCAGUAAUAAAAGAAAUUUCUAGAAACGACUUGCAGAAUGGCGCUUUGAAUCAGACUUCUGUGUACGAACAGGAUAAUGAAGAUAUAGAAAAUCCUUAUAGUACAAUAGGCGACCCUGAUUUUAUCAAAGAAAAUGCUUCUAGUGACGAACUAUCACACGGCACAAACGAACAUGAAAGGAACCAACAAAUGGACACUAAUGUGUCUGAAUAUUCGGAAAGUGAAAAUAAUAUAAACAUACAACUUAACAUUGAGAACGUUAGCCAACGUAAUUUGGACAUGGAUGGACAGCAUGAAAUUAUCUCGAAUAGAAAACUUGACAAUACUUUGGAAGGAAAUCUUGACGACAAAACCAACGGAGAAUACAAUUCUGUUCAAACUUACGAAAUUGAUAAUUCUAAAAGCCUUUUGAAAGAACCUGGCGAUACAGUUAAUUCGACAGAAUAUUUAGAACCCAUUAUUUCUUCUGAGAGAAAACGUGACGAAAACAUGGAUGAAAUAAAAGACGAAAACACAAAGGAAGGUAACAAUUUAGUCCCAACUCUUGAAAUUACUGGUUAUAAGAAACUAUAUGACACAUCUACAGAUACUGCGACAGAUUACAUUGAACCAAACAUUUCUUCAGAGACAGAUCUAACAACAAACUUGGAUGAAAAACUUGACAAAAAUACAGACAAAGUUAACAGUACUGUCCCAACUCAUGAUAUGAAUGGUUAUCUGAAACUGUAUGACACAACUGCAGUUUCUGUUAAUUCGGCAGACUAUUCAGAACCAGCGAUUACUUUUGAGGGAAAACUUGAUAAAAACUUAGACGGAGAAUUUGACAAAAAUAAAAACAAAGUUUACAAUUCUAGACCAACUCAUGACGAAAAUGAUUACCUGAAAAUAUAUGACACUACUGGAGAUACUACCAAUUUUACAGAAAACUUAAAACCAGACAUUUCUGCGGAUGAAAAAAAUUAAAAUGUUCUGUAUUUUUUUACGUGGACUGUGUCGGGAUCAUCAUUAUAGUUUGUCUGUAAUUUCUAAUAUUCAAAUGUACACUAAUACUUGUAAAUAUUUAAUAUAGAAUAUUAAUAUCGUUAACAAUGUAGUAUGUAAACCUUUUAUUUCUCUCUUAGUGUCUGUAUAGCAUAAUAAGAAUCAAAACAAUGCAAAAAAUUACAAAUGUAUUAGCGCAACUUAAAUAGAGCAAUAUUAAUAAUUAUAUUAAAUUAGUGUUAAAAUAAUCUUAGCCAUCGUCACACUUUAUUGCCUGUAAACCAUGAAUUUUAUAAUUCUGCUUUGUGAAAGUGUCGCAACAAUAUGUUACAGUUAAUCGAUAACAAUGUGCAACCUUUGUUCAUUAUGUUAAAAAACAAGAUGCAGUCUAUUUUUUAUAUUAUCCAUUGCUUAAUGCAUUUAUGUUAACUGCUUCAGCAUACAGUAUAUAAGCCAAAUAUUGUUUAAUGUUUACCAAAUACUAUUUUAGAUAAUAUAAAAACUGCAGUAGAAAAGAGGAAGACUGUGAAGUUUGUCAUUCAAUUAACGAGACGUUUGCAUUUGCUAUAUAAAAUGGAAUUAAUAAAGUUUACAUUUAUUUUUGGUCUUUUAAAUUUAAUAUUACGUGGCUACUAUGACACCAAGAGUCUCGGCUGUGGCCGAUAAUUCA